AUGGCGACGACUCUGGGAGCUUUCGUAGCUGGCGGCAUAGCAGCGUGUGGUGCCGUGACAGCAACCCAUCCAUUCGAAACAGUCAAGAUUCGUAUGCAAUUGCAGGGCGAGCUUCAAGAGAAGGGAUUACAACCUCGUAUGUACCGCGGGCCCAUCCAUGGCGUGUCGGUUAUCGUUCGCAAUGAGGGAGUACGGGGCAUAUACAGGGGAAUCGGCGCGGCAUAUAUCUACCAGAUGAUCCUCAAUGGAUGCAGAUUAGGUUUCUACGAACCUAUACGGCAGACCAUUACCUCCUCGAUAUUCACGGAUAAGACGACACAGAGUUUGGGAGUCAAUAUAUUUGCGGGCGCAAGUUCUGGGAUUCUGGGCGCUGCGGCAGGAAGUCCGUUCUUCCUGGUCAAGACUAGGUUACAGAGUUUCUCGCCUUUCGCGCCAGUGGGAACGCAGCACGCAUAUAAAAAUGCUGUGGAUGGAAUGAGGCAGAUAUACAAGGGGGAGGGCGCAAAAGGGCUUUACAGAGGGGUUGGUGCUGCUAUGGUACGGACAGGAUUUGGAAGUUCGGUCCAAUUGCCUACAUAUUUCUUUGCAAAGAGAAGAUUAGUAAAGCACUUGGGUAUGGACGAAGGACCGGCAUUACAUUUAGCUAGUAGUACAGCGAGUGGUUUCGUUGUGUGUUGCGUGAUGCACCCGCCAGAUACUAUCAUGUCUCGGAUGUAUAACCAAAAUGGUAACCUCUACCAAGGUGUCUUCGACUGUCUUGCAAAGACUGUCAAGACCGAGGGGCUGCUUGCCAUAUAUAAAGGAUUCUUGCCUCAUCUGGCAAGAAUUUUACCUCAUACCAUCUUAACCCUGAGCUUGGCGGAGCAAACCAACAAGCUCAUGCGCAAGUUCGAGAACAAAGUCCUUCCUGCAAAUAUCAAAGACCAAGUUUAA
Messenger RNA from Glarea lozoyensis ATCC 20868, 933 nucleotides. Its product is annotated as Mitochondrial carrier. Bases 1 to 933 code for a protein of 310 amino acids. Gene Ontology annotation, biological process: transmembrane transport. NCBI's taxonomy places the organism in Eukaryota, Fungi, Ascomycota, Leotiomycetes, Helotiales, Helotiaceae. The transcript has 4 exons. The record is from RefSeq and is a predicted model, not a curated record.